Elephantulus edwardii (Cape elephant shrew) is the source of this 1572-nucleotide messenger RNA. It is a transcript of the gene CDC25A, whose product is annotated as cell division cycle 25A. Gene Ontology annotation, molecular function: protein tyrosine phosphatase activity. The coding region runs from base 1 to 1572 and encodes 523 amino acids. Gene Ontology annotation, biological process: G2/M transition of mitotic cell cycle; positive regulation of G2/MI transition of meiotic cell cycle; positive regulation of G2/M transition of mitotic cell cycle. NCBI's taxonomy places the organism in Eukaryota, Metazoa, Chordata, Mammalia, Macroscelidea, Macroscelididae. Gene Ontology annotation, cellular component: nucleus; cytoplasm. The transcript is spliced from 15 exons. The record is from RefSeq and is a predicted model, not a curated record.
AUGGAACUGGGUCCGGAGCCCCCACAUCGCCGGCGCCUGCUCUUCGCUUGCAGCCCCCCUUCCGCCCCACCCGCCGUCGUGAAGGCGCUGUUCGGCACACCAACCACCGGGGGCCUGUCGUCGCCUGUCACCAACCUGACCGUCUCCAUGGACCAGCUGCAGGGACUGGGCAGUGAGUAUGAGCAGCCGCUGGGGGUGAAGAACAGCAAUCUGCAGAGAACAGGCUCCUCGGAAUCAACUGAUUCAGGCUUGUGUCUGGAUUCUCCUGGGCCUUUGGACAGGAAAGAAAACCUUGAAAAUACCAUGAGAAGAAUGCAUUUCCUACCUAAGUUCUUGGGAUGUAGCCCAGCUUUGAAGAGAAGCCAUUCUGAUUCUCUUGAUUCUCAUGAAGUGUUUCAGAUGAUGGACCAUGAUGAAAACAAGGAAAAUGAAGCCUUUGAGUUUAAGAAGCCAGUAAGACCUGCAUCUCGUGGCUGCCUGCACUUUCAUGGACUUGAGAGUAAAGACCUCUUCACACAGAGGCAGAACUCUGCCCCAGCUCGGAUGCUUUCCUCAAAUGAAGGAGAGCACAACAAUCCAGGGAAUAUCAUGCCUCUUUUUAUGCCCCAGUCACCCGUGACUGCUGCUCUUUCUGAUGAAGAUGAUGGCUUCAUGGACCUCCUGGAUGGAGAGAAUCUUAAGAAUGAUGAGGAGACCCCGUCAUGCAUGGCAAGCCUCUGGACAGCCCCCCUUGUCAUGAAAAGAACUACAAACCUUGAUAAUCGAUGCAAGCCAUUUGACUCCUCUCCUGUGUGUAGCUCCUUACGGGCCACAGUAAAGAGAACAGAACGAUCUCAAGAGGCAUCUCCAUGUGUAAAUAUAAAACGGAGGAGGAACAUGGGUGUGGCUGCGCUGGAAGAAUCAGCAUCUCCUGAGAAUCCUGAGGAGAUUUUACAUCAGUCAUUAUCUUUGGCAUCUUCUCCCAAAGAGACCAUUGGGAACAUCUUGGACAAUGACCCAAGAGACCUCAUAGGAGAUUUCUCUAAGGUUUAUCUAUUUCACACAGUUGCUGGAAAGCAUCAGGAUUUAAAAUACAUCUCUCCAGAAAUUAUGGCAUCUGUUUUGAAUGGCAAGUUUGACAACCUUAUUAAAGAGUUUGUAAUCAUUGACUGCCGAUACCCAUAUGAAUAUGAAGGAGGCCACAUAAAGGGGGCGGUGAACUUGCACAUGGAAGAAGAGGUUGAAGACUUCCUACUCAAGAAGCCCAUUGUACCUACUGACGGCAAGCGGGUCAUUGUCGUGUUCCACUGCGAAUUUUCUUCUGAACGAGGCCCCCGCAUGUGCCGGUAUGUGAGAGAGAAGGAUCGACUUGGUAAUGAGUAUCCAAAACUCCACUACCCCGAGCUGUAUGUCCUGAAGGGUGGAUACAAGGAGUUCUUCCUAAAAUGCCAGUCUUACUGUGAGCCCCCCAGCUACCGGCCCAUGCACCAUGAGGACUUUAAAGAAGACUUGAAGAAGUUCCGCACCAAGAGCCGGACCUGGGCAGGGGAAAAGAGCAAGAGGGAGAUGUACAGCCGUCUGAAAAAGCUCUGA